This is a messenger RNA of Acanthaster planci (crown-of-thorns starfish), 6852 nucleotides long. RefSeq names its product fucose-1-phosphate guanylyltransferase-like. NCBI's taxonomy places the organism in Eukaryota, Metazoa, Echinodermata, Asteroidea, Valvatida, Acanthasteridae. The record is from RefSeq and is a predicted model, not a curated record. Gene Ontology annotation, molecular function: transferase activity, transferring phosphorus-containing groups.
ACCAUUUAUUUACAGUCGUGAUUUUCAAUCAUUUUACCAAAUUGAUCUUGGGAACAUUCAACUGCAUUAGGGCCUACAUGUAACGUUACGCCUAUUAGUAUUACACAGUAACUUAGGAAAGAGUUCCAUAGACGGACAACACUAAUUUUCCAGUUAGGGUAUUCUGUAAUUACUCCGUUGGGCCUUUAACGGCCGCCAGAAAGUGAUGUCCUAGAACGUGAAAUUUAGCUCAGAAAAUGCGGCAGCAUUUCCUUAGAAAACACUUUCCCAGGCUUGUGCACAGAGGCAUCAAGUGUUGUCCGUAUAUACACUGUAUGGAAAUCUUUCCAUGAUAAAUCUAUUCGUAAAGAUUUCUCAGCCAGCUUUUGAUCAGCUAGAAAUACAUGCUAUGAGGCCAGGCCUAUGCUAUGACUAUGAGGCUGCCUUUUUCACAUUUCAUGUGCACAAGCUCAGGAGACUUAACAGAGCGGAACAAAUUCAUGACAACUGUGUUGCGUAAUGUUCGGCGAAUGGUUGCUCACGAUUCUUAUUGUUGUAGACAAUUUUUUCCCCUUUAGCUUUGUUCACUUACUUACUUACACGGGGGCACUAAAAUCAACAUGGUGAUGGAACGGGAAAUUGGCUUGUGUGUCAACAUGUUGACCGUCGGUUUGUAUGGGGGGCCAACAUAUGCAGAAAACAUGCCCUCGGUUGACAAUAGCUUCUGCCUCAAAAUACCAAUUACCUUGAGUGAGGAACGUACACAUACAACAUUUGGUGGUAAGCUAUACAUGUACAUGCAUAGUUCAUGUUAUUGCCAUGAUAUAGUAACUGCCUGAGAUCGUUUAACGCUUUGAAAUAUUUUUCUUUUUUACUGACAAAGUGACUGAUGUCAGCCGGUCAGACAGUUUGUCGACCACUGGUUGGCAUAGAUUAACACGGUGUUAACUUGUAGUAAAAGAAAAGAACAGUUUGUACAUGUAUUACAAACUAACCAUUGCAUGUCUCAUUUUUCAUCUCUGCCGGAGGUGAAAACUUUUCUAUAAAUAAGAGGUACAAUGCAAACGUAUGCAUACAAAUUCACUUUAUGUACAUGUACAGUGUACAGUUCAUGCAGACCCAUGAGUGCAGAGAGGGGCGCAGCUCCUCAGGGGGGGGGGAAGAGAAAGGGCAAAACACUCCUCAGUAGCAGACAAACCAUUUUUGAAUGUGUGAGCCCAUUAAUGAAUCAUACAGCGGUGAAGAUACAUUUUAUAUGUACCUUAUAAGUUAGCAUUAUAAUCGGGAAAAUCUUGGCAUGAUGAGAAAGGGUAUCGUGUUCUCCCUCCUUUGCUUCUCCUCUUUUGCUUCUCCUCUUGUCCACUUUUUUAGGGGGGGCAAAGGGAUUGGUAAUGCAUAUGGCUAUUUGCCGGCUUAUUAUGCACCCAGCGCAAAAAUGAGCUCGAAUUUAAUUUGCAUCACUUGGCAUUGGCGGCGAAAUUUCACCUUGGUCGAAGUGCAUUCAACUUUUUCGAAUUUGCACUUGUCUUGUCAGGAGGUCACACAUUCUCUAUUCUGAUGGCGCCAAUUAUUAUGAACCAUCUCAAAAGUGCACACUAUUCAACUAGGAUUUAAAUCUUUGAUCAGGUUUCUAUAAGCCAAAAUUAAGAGUACAGUGAAGCAUAAUUUAGUGUCAGGGACUUGCUGUGUCCGACUGUCUUCACGUAAUGUGUGCAUGUACAUGACUGUAUAGGUGUAGGCCUAUUAGUUUUCCUAAAAUUUGAUGUUAAGUGAUGAUCCCAGCCUCCGUUCAACUUUGGUGUUUGGCAAUUAUUGACUUGUCUUUUACCUUCGACCCCGACUAAUAAAACACAAGGAUUCUUCACAAAUCUACCAUGGCAAAGGUAAACAGUGAACCUUUGAGCUUAAAUAGAGCGUGAUAGAGUUCUGUAAUCUUCACCUACAUGUAUCUUCCAUAGAAUUCAGUCUUGGUCUAUUUGCCGAGUCUGAUUGGUGAAAAAUAGCAUUCUUUUGCUAAUAGAAUCAAAAAGGUCAGCAGUCAGUGGCUAUCGGAGGAGUUUGUUUUGACAGAUAAGCCACUCAUUUUGCUAGAAAUGAUCGCAAUUGUUGUGGCACAUCAUGUCAGCUCUGGAAUUUGGAUCCCAUUGACGUCAUUUCAACCUUGCACUUAUACACGGUGCCUUCAGGUUUUGCUCCCUUCAUAAGAGUUUCCCUUGGAACAGUUUAAUGAUUGGUAAACAGAAUCAUUUUGCACGUUGUAAAUCCAGUCCAGGAAGACAUCGGGCGCACCAUCACAAGACUCCACGGGACUGUUUUCAAGGUCACAUGUCAAACUUCAGACCAAUCAGAUUGGGACUUAAUUGCUCUUUUUCUUUAGUUCUGCAUGUGUUGGAUUAUUCAAUGACAAUUUCUAGAUAUCAUGAUUUAAAGUGUUAGUAACAUGGUCCAGAAAGUCUGCCAAACCUGAGGGAUGUAUCGUUGUUUUAUUUUUUGAUUAGUUUUAAUUUGAUUCUUAUUUCCCCCAAUCCAGACAUUUUCCAGCUUAGUUUACUGAAUUUCUAUUGCCACACAUAACGUUCGUAAGUGGUUAGAGCCGUGUGAGAGCUGUAAAGCAUGUAAUACAUGUAAUAUGGAGCCCGAAAUCACACCGCUUGUUUUCAUCGCACGUACAGAGCUAACCGUGGAGCGCACUUGUUUGCAGACUUUACAUGUACAACACACUCUUUCAAGGGUGUUGAGUCUUGUUUAUGUUCAAAUUAACCAGUUCGGUAUUCCAAAAAGAGUAAGGUCAUUCUGGAACAAAGCAUGAGUCUGCAUAGAACCGCACUGAUGGGCAUGGCAGACACUGAUUUCUAUUUUAGAUCAGUGAUGGCAGACCUCGCAUGCGUGUCCGAAUGACCUUGCACGCACUUCAUUUUGGGCAUGCGCUGUUUGAAUAGUCAACUGACUCAUUCUGAUGAUGGCUCUUCAAAGUUACGUCGUGUAUCCUGAAGAGUUCAGAACGCCAAACUGUGAUGUCAGAUCAAAUAUUUGUGCUGCAAAUUUCAACUCAAGUGAUUAGGCACGUGCCCCCAUGAGCUUGUGCACAUAAGGAACAAUGUUUUCAACUACUGCUGAAAUGCAAAGUGCUUUCCAAAUUCCUGCACUUGCAUUUUUUUUCCCUGUGGUGGUGGGAGGGUAUACAAAUGAUCACAUCCGAAUUACAGGUUAUAAAAACCGAAAGUACUUUUGGAAAUAUAUAUCAAAUCCAAACCCAACGCUUCUACCAGGAUUGCCAUCACUGGCAUCAUAACAAAUACAUGUAUGCCAAUUUGAUAUGCACAAGAAGAUUCCACCACAUGUAGCAAGUUGCCAAUAUACAUAUACAUGUACAACUUCGUGUACAGUAGACUGCCAUACUACACGUAUACCAUACACUGUACAUGUACAUGUAGUUGGGCUGGCCUAACUAUAGCACUUCAGUUAGCACUGUGCCAGCUAUAACCAAUAUCAUAUUCAGGACGUAACUUUGACAAUAUUACAUAUACAGUAAUGCGAUAUUAACAAAACAGAUAUGUGCCCGUAAGUGAUAACAAUGCCUCACAUAAACUCAACUUCUCAUGAUUCUCUUCCAAUACAUUUGGUUGUUUUUAUGCUCUGUAAAUGUAAUAAAUGCCAGGCAUCUCUUUGUGAAAUACAAAUGGAAUGACUGCAGGUCAGAUAGAAAAAAACAAACAAACAAAUAAACAAACAAACCAAAAAGCAAAUCAAGAUUCUGAAAUAUAGAUUUUGUCUACAUUUUGGGAACAUUUGCAAACAAAUUUUAGAACUUCAUUUUUAAACAUCACAUUCAUUUUUAUUUUCAGUCCACUGAGGUGGGAAUGACAUGGAAUGAGAAAUGAUACAUAAAAUUUGAAUCAAAAAGGAUCGAGGCAAAAUUCGGGCAUUUAAACAUUGUUUUGUGACAAACAACUGUUUCUAAUUAUGAAGAAUAUCUAAUAUUUUCCAUCAAUGCUCUCCUCUCUGUCCACUCUUUCAUCUUGCCUUUUGAGGAGCCAGUGUCUGAGAAUAAAGUGAUAUAAAGCAAGAUGCUCAGAGAUACAACCAUGGAGGAGGCUCAAGCAGUCAUCAGCGAUCGCAUCCGAGCUGCCACUAUCAAGAGAAUUCAAAAAUAUGAGCAACUCAAAGGUAAAAAAGUUGGUGAUUUUCCAUUCUGGGACAUUGUCGUGAUUAGUUCCAUGGACACAUCUCAGAAGCUGGCCUAUGAACUGCAGCUGCAGGAGAAAUUGGACAAUGAGGAACUACCCCUGGGUGUGGACUAUUAUGUCAUUGCUGACCCUGGCACAGAAAAGAUUGGUGGUGGUGGAUCUAUGAUGGCCAGUCUGCAGUGUCUCAGAGAGACCUAUCAGAAGGAUCUUGAGACAAAGAAAGUCCUGAUUAUGCCAGCUGGGGGUUACAGCCAGCGCCUCCCUAAUGCCAGUCUCCUGGGCAAGAUGUUCCUCAGCAUUCCCCUUGGUGACCCCUUCUACACGAUGUUUGACCUCAAGUUAGCGCUGUCCAUUGACUUCCCGGCAAAGAUGUCAGCAGGAGUAUUCCUGGGGGUGUCUGACUGUAUUGAGUUGUAUGUCGAUGAAGACUCCCCCAAUUGGUCCUUCGAUGAGCGAGGGGUGACAGCUCUGGGGCAUCCCUCACCUAUCAGCAUUGGCACUGGGCAUGGGGUGUUCGUUGUCCCCACAAGGCAGGCCAACUCCCCCUCAGUGGAGGUUGUGGCUGUGGAGGAGUUCCUGCACAAGCCAACUGUGGAAAUCAUGCAGGAAAAGGGAGCUGUCUUGGGCAAUGAUUUUUGCUCUGGCAUCGGCUCAGAGGAAAAGAUGGUCCUGACUGACAGCUGCUACUACAUGGAUUUCACCACUGCGAUGAAGUUACUGGAGUUGUACAAUGAUGAGUCACCACUGCGUUGUGAGAUUGAUUGCCAUGGGGAUUUCCUGCAGCCCCUGGGCCUACGUGCCACUUCAGAGUACAUUAAAAACACCUCCAAUGUCACCAAGGUCACUGACAGCCUGAUGAGUAUGCGGCAGAAGGUCUUCGAUGUUCUCAAAGGGACGCCUCUCAGUGUCGCUGUCAUGCAACACUCUCGUUUCUACCACUUGGGCACCAUCAAUGAAUAUUUGGAUCACAUGUGCAACCUGACGCCUCUCGCAAAAGAGCUGGGUCUUGGCACUCACAUGUACAAGCCAGACGGCCCCGAUGAUGGCACAUGUACUUCAGGCACAUCACGUAUUCAGGCUUCGGGAAAAUGCACAGCAUCAGCAUGUGUCAUGAAUUCCAUCUGCCCAAAAGGGUUCCAGGUUGAAGAAAGGAGCUUGGUUGAGUACUGUGAUUUCCAGAUGCCAGUGAGUAUACACAGCAACAGCAUUGUGAGUAGUUGCUGUGUGGGGAGCACGCCAGACCAAAAGCUAGUCACUGUCCCCAAGGACACCUUUCUUCACACAGCUUGUAUCUCUGAUGGCAAGGCCAAAAGGCAGUUUGUCACCGUUGCCUUUGGAACCCAGGACAAUCUGAAGAAAGAGGCCAGCAUUGAAGAGCUGUCCAUGUUCGGCAAGCCGUUCAAAGACAUCUGUGGGACAGAUCUGGAUAUGGCCAGCAAGUGUCUCUUCCCAGAUGGGACCACUCAGAGCUUGUGGCAUGCUAAGCUGUUUCGGCCAGCUGACAAGAUGGAAGACUCCUUCUCCUCUACCAUGAGUCUCAUGGAGAGAGUGCUGAGCGAAUCACCAUUGCAACCCUCUCUGAGUGAAUGGGAGGGCUGUCUCUCUAUGGCUGACCUCAUCCAGUCUAAGGACAUUUUCAAGAUGCUUGAAUUCAGGCGGGAGUUGAGAAAAAAAAUGCAGCUGAGUACUAACAACUGAACAAAAGAGAUUCAGAGCUGAAAGGUUUAUUUGGUAAAUACACUUCCAGCAAUUUACUACCGGAAAAUACUGUUAGUUGAAUUUGGUAAGCCAAGCCUUAAAUUUUAACAAUUAAAUAUAACAGGGUGUCAUAUUUUGUUCUCAUUUAAAAGUUUGUCCUGCAGUGUAACUGGAAUUAAUUUGGUCAAAAUAGUUAUGUAAAAAGACAUGAAUAAUAUGUAUAAAUUGGACUAGUUAAAUAUACAUAUUUGGAUGUUAUGAAUAUUGUCAGUCUUCUUAUCCUUUUAAAAUCUUUGCUGAUAUUUACUGGCUUAUUAUAAAACUUAAUCCUGCCUUUGUAAGAAAACACUUUGUUAAUGUGUGUGGAGUGGGACUCCACUUGCAGUAUUCCCGUACAUGUACUUUCAUUUUUGUUCUUUUGUGCACUUGAUGUUUUCAAUGUAAACCGCUCUGUGUGAUUUCACUAUGUUUGAUUAUAUUGCAAUGGGCACACCCACCGUGCUCGUAUUGAAUGACACAGACACCGAGUUGCAAGUGGUUACUCCAGCACAGCCCUUUCGCAGAAAAAGGGGGAGCUCUCUUUGGGAGUUUUUUGUUCUGUUUGUUGCUCGGUGAUUGUCAUGGAAGUACAGAAAUGCAAGUUCCUAAAUGCCAAGUUGGACUCUGUAAUCACAUCAGCAAGGAGCCUUUCUGAAUCCCCUUGAAUCCUCCACUCUGUAGGAAACCAACUUUUGAAUAGAUUAGUUCGGUCAGAGGAUAAUUGUGCAUAUUCUGAGAACCUUCCAUCCCUGAACACAUUUUUGUUUGUCGUUGCAACGGGUCUGAUCUUGGGUGUAGUGGUGUACAUUAUUAAUAAUAUUAAUAAGGUAUUCAUUAAUGGGCUUUCAAUGGCAAUUUAAACAUUACGAUUCACAUUAAUAACGGGAGACUGUAUUGUCAACUGUUUACAUAUUUUGAAUGUAAUAAAUUUAGUUUUGAUGUGAGAAGA